Messenger RNA from Colletotrichum godetiae, 923 nucleotides. RefSeq lists its product as uncharacterized. The record is from RefSeq and is a predicted model, not a curated record. The coding region runs from base 376 to 786 and encodes 136 amino acids. The transcript has a single exon. Lineage: Eukaryota; Fungi; Ascomycota; Sordariomycetes; Glomerellales; Glomerellaceae.
CUGCCCUCAAUUUGUGUCAAUCAAACUGGAAGGGUACCGCAAAUAGAAAUCGACCAUACGGCACAGUCCCCUUUAGCACGAGGUAAUUGUUGAAAAUGACCCCUCUUCCUCUGACCAAUGAUUUCCUCAGCACCCCAACGCCAGAUUUCCUUAUAAGAACUGACCGUUGACCGCCAGAGACUCUGUGACUCUCUGUGAAUUCCUUGUAUCAACCUUUUAGUUGGGACGAUCAACUUGACGGGUUUUCAAGCCAUAAGAAGCUCUGUAAGUGGAAUCGACGUUGAAGGACUUAUCCUUAUCCUGAUGGAAUGAAUUCGCAACUGAUAAUACUUCCAAGACAUCGAGACUCCUGGGUAAUAUCCCGUAGUAACGAAAAUGGUCGGCAGAAUACAACAACGCAUCGAGGAGAAUUGCAAGACCAUUUGGGGAGAUCACGUUUAUGAAAUCGACUAUGAGACGGAUGACAAUGAGGUCUUCCAAUACUUUGUUCUGCGAGAUUAUGGAAGCUCAUUCGGCCCAGCAUUGACAAUGACCUUGCUCUGUCACUCUGAAGAGGCUGCUUAUAGGGAAUUGGACCGAAUGUUAGGGAUAUGGGCAGCACAGGUCAGACGAGGGACGCCCAUGACAAAAGAGGAGAGCCUGGAGAUAUUUGGUGGUCCAAGAGGGGAGUGUAAGCGAGUCUUGGAGGAAUUUUGGAGUGCAUCAGCAGCAAGUCAGGCUGCUGUUCAAUCUACCGAGUCUCGGGGGGAGCAGGUUGACGGGGAACAGGCACAUGUUACAAAGUAAAUUCUUGAUGCAUAGGUUGGUCGUGGCAUUAUCAUUGGUCGAAGAACCCAUUCCCCGAAUGACCGGUCUUCUGCCAAGGCCAGCAGCACAAACGCUAUCUAGAAUAAACCCAUUCGCUUAUCCCUAAUCAAAGAGGU